AUGCCGCCCAGCCGAGAAGUGACACACCAUCAGUCGGAACUCGAACGGCAUGCAGAGUUCAGUCUUAGCUCUAGAGAGGUCUGUAGCGCGGCCGGGCAAACGAGCGAGGCCCAAGUUGCGGCUCUCGAGUGGAGAGCCGUCCGUCUGGCAGGAGCGCCCCGUCCUGCUUCUUCUCGAAGGCUUGGCGGACCUGCAGUGGGUCAAUCAAAUGGACCUCGUCUCGUCCUGCUGGAUGCCUUCUGCUUCUUCAUCGUCUUGUUCUCGCCAGCCAGCCCCCAGCUUGGCUGCCGCCAACCAGCAGCUUCAGGUGCCGAGCUGUGGCUGGGGUCAUCAUCCACCACGGGUCGAUGUCGCCGUUAG
Messenger RNA from Microdochium trichocladiopsis, 360 nucleotides. RefSeq lists its product as uncharacterized. Bases 1 to 360 code for a protein of 119 amino acids. The record is from RefSeq and is a predicted model, not a curated record. Lineage: Eukaryota; Fungi; Ascomycota; Sordariomycetes; Xylariales; Microdochiaceae. The transcript is spliced from 2 exons.